AUGGUUAUAGCAUUCGACGCUAAAGGCAAAGGAAGCGUCCAGAUAUUGAAACAGGGGAACAAUGUCUUGUUUGGAGAUGUCGAUCUGAAUAUAGGAGGAGGUUACAACGUCAAUAAAGGGGUUUUCAUGGCUCCAAAAUCUGGAGUCUAUGUCUUUGAGUGGACAACUUUGACGAGCGUUGGGAAAUACGCCAAUACCUCUCUGGUCGUGAAUGGAAAAAGAAAGGCGUACAUCCAUUGUUAUGACAAAGGUCGUGGUUUCCAUAUGUCAUGCAGUAAAAUGGCUGUUGUAAGAAUGACAGCAGGAGAUAAGACUUGCAUUGAUAUUUGGUCUGGAACAGCAUGGGUUGAACCUAAAUUUUCUUCUUUUUCUGGUUUCAUGUUAAUGCAUUCCCUUCUGUUUGUUGUGGGAGUAAGUUCAAUUUUUGUCAUCACUAACACGGACAAAGUGUCACCCCGGCCCAGCCUGAAAUCAUUCAGAGACGACUAUGACAGUGUCGCCAAAACAUGUGUAGCUGUUGGAUACGUAAAAGACCACUGCAAAAACAACCGUGACAGAAAAAAUAUGGUAAUAGCAUUCGAUGCCAAAGCCAAAGGAAGUGUUCAGUCAGUAAGUAAGGGGAACAUUGUCAUGUUUGGAAAUGUUGAUUUGAAUAAAGGAGGAGGUUACAACGCAGUUAAAGGGAUUUUCACGGCCCCGAAAUUGGGAGUGUACGUGUUUGACUGGACAACAAUGACGUACACCAACAAAGGUGCUUACACCUCUCUUGUCUUGCAUGGUAAAAGAAGGGCAUACAACCAUUGUCACAAUAACGGUCAUGGUAUCCACAUGUCAUGCAGUAAAAUGGCUGUUGUAAGAAUGGAAGCAGGAGAUAAGGCUUGGAUUGAUAGCUUUCAUGGAACAUCAUCUGUUUACAACCUAUAUUCUUCUUUUUCUGGCUACAUGUUGUGAAU
Saccostrea echinata is the source of this 953-nucleotide messenger RNA. RefSeq lists its product as uncharacterized. The transcript has 3 exons. The coding region runs from base 1 to 951 and encodes 316 amino acids. Gene Ontology annotation, molecular function: protein binding. The record is from RefSeq and is a predicted model, not a curated record. Lineage: Eukaryota; Metazoa; Mollusca; Bivalvia; Ostreida; Ostreidae.